GUCAUGAUGUAGUUCUUGUAGAUACCGCAGGACGGAUGCAGGACAACGAGCCGCUGAUGCGGGCCUUGGCCAAGCUGGUGGCAAUCAACACUCCUGAUCUUGUGCUUUUCGUCGGCGAGGCGCUUGUUGGAAACGACGCCAUCGACCAGGUCACCAAGUUUAACCGGUCGCUCGUCGACUUAUCCGCGGAUCCAAGGAAUCCGCGGGGGAUCGACGGAAUGCUUCUGACGAAGUACGACACCGUCGAUGACAAGGUCGGUGCGGCGCUGUCCAUGGUCUACGUGACAG
Messenger RNA from Symbiodinium sp. CCMP2592, 288 nucleotides. The record is from the annotation of a GenBank genome assembly. NCBI's taxonomy places the organism in Eukaryota, Dinophyceae, Suessiales, Symbiodiniaceae.